Molecule: messenger RNA, 2747 nt
Organism: Indicator indicator
Lineage: Eukaryota; Metazoa; Chordata; Aves; Piciformes; Indicatoridae
Gene: NPEPPS
Product: aminopeptidase puromycin sensitive
Exons: 23
Coding region: 1-2634 (877 amino acids)
Biological process (GO): peptide catabolic process; proteolysis
Cellular component (GO): cytoplasm
Molecular function (GO): peptide binding; zinc ion binding; metalloaminopeptidase activity
Source: RefSeq, a predicted model, not a curated record
AUGCCGGAGAAGCGGCCCUUCGAGCGGCUGCCCGCCGACGUGUCCCCCCUCAACUAUGGACUCUGCCUCAAGCCCGACCUCAUCGACUUCACCUUCGAGGGCAAGCUGGAGGCCGCCGUGCAGGUGAAACAGGCAACCAACCAGAUUGUGAUGAACUGUGCUGACAUCGACAUCAUCACAGCUUCCUACGCCCCGGAAGGAGACGAAGAGGUACAUGCCACAGGCUUCAACUAUCAAAAUGAGGAUGAAAAGGUCACCCUGUCCUUCCCCAGUACUCUUCAGAAAGGGACAGGGAUGCUGAAGAUUGACUUUGUGGGGGAGCUGAACGACAAGAUGAAAGGCUUCUACCGCAGCAAGUACACCACCCCCAGCGGGGACACGCGCUACGCCGCCGUCACGCAGUUCGAGGCUACUGAUGCCCGCAGAGCCUUCCCCUGCUGGGAUGAGCCUGCUAUCAAGGCAACAUUUGACAUUUCCUUGGUGGUCCCUAAGGACAGAGUAGCUUUGUCAAAUAUGAAUGUGGUCGACAGGAAGCCCUACCCCGACGACGAGAACCUGGUGGAGGUGAAGUUCGCUCGCACGCCCAUCAUGUCCACCUACCUCGUGGCCUUCGUGGUGGGGGAGUAUGACUUUGUGGAGGCCAGGUCCCUGGAUGGAGUCCUCGUGCGUGUUUACACUCCUGUGGGCAAAGCAGAGCAAGGAAAGUUUGCAUUAGAGGUUGCUGCUAAAACUUUGCCUUUUUACAAGGAUUACUUCAACGUUCCUUACCCCCUUCCUAAAAUUGACCUCAUAGCUAUUGCAGACUUUGCUGCUGGUGCCAUGGAGAACUGGGGCCUUGUUACUUAUAGGGAGACUGCACUGCUCAUUGACCCCAAAAAUUCCUGUUCUUCAUCUCGCCAGUGGGUUGCCCUGGUGGUAGGACAUGAACUUGCUCACCAGUGGUUUGGAAACCUUGUGACCAUGGAGUGGUGGACACACCUGUGGCUGAAUGAAGGAUUUGCCUCCUGGAUUGAGUACCUGUGUGUGGAUCACUGCUUCCCAGAGUAUGACAUCUGGACUCAGUUUGUGUCUGCUGACUACACAAGAGCUCAGGAGCUUGAUGCCUUAGACAACAGCCACCCCAUCGAGGUCAGUGUUGGGCACCCCUCUGAAGUAGAUGAAAUCUUUGAUGCUAUCUCCUACAGCAAGGGAGCUUCUGUCAUCCGAAUGCUGCACGACUACAUCGGGGAUGAGGACUUCAGGAAAGGAAUGAAUCUGUACCUGACAAAGUUCCAGCAGAAGAAUGCUGCUACAGAGGAUCUCUGGGACAGCCUGGAAAAAGCCAGUGGGAAACCUAUUGCUGCUGUGAUGAACACAUGGACCAAACAGAUGGGAUUUCCACUCAUUUAUGUGGAAGCUGAACAGCAAGAAGAUGACAAAGUGUUGAAGUUAGUCCAGAAGAAGUUCUGUGCCAGUGGACCAUAUACUGGGGAGGACUUCCCCAUGUGGAUGGUGCCCAUCAGUAUUUGUACAAGUGAUGACCCUACCUGUGCCAAAAUGCAGAUCCUGAUGGACAAACCAGAGCUCACCUUGGUCUUGAAAGACAUCAAACCAGACCAGUGGGUGAAGCUCAACCUUGGAACAGUUGGGUUUUACCGUACCCAGUACAGCCCUGACAUGCUGGAGAGCUUAAUCCCAGCCAUCAAAGACCUCUCCCUACCCCCUGUGGACAGGCUUGGCCUACAGAAUGAUCUUUUCUCUCUGGCCCGAGCUGGAAUCAUCAGCACUGUGGAGGUUCUGAAAGUGAUGGAAGCUUUUGUGAAUGAACCCAACUACACCGUGUGGAGUGACCUCAGCUGUAACCUGGGCAUUCUCUCAACCCUCUUGUCCCACACAGACUUCUAUGAGGAGAUCCAGGUGUUCGUGAAAGAUGUCUUUUCACCAAUAGGGGAGAGACUGGGCUGGGACCCCAAACCUGGAGAGGGCCAUCUAGAUGCCCUCCUGAGAGGUCUGGUCUUGGGCAAGCUAGGCAAGGCUGGGCACAAGGCAACGUUAGAGGAAGCCAGGCGCCGGUUUAAGGACCACGUGGAGGGGAAGCACAUCCUGUCAGCAGACCUGAGGAGUCCUGUCUAUGUAACUAUCUUGAAGCAUGGAGAUAGCUCUACUCUAGACACUAUGCUGAAGCUCCACAAGCAGGCAGACAUGCAGGAGGAGAAGAACAGGAUCGAGCGAGUCCUCGGCGCCAUCUCCCAACCAGAACUGAUCCAAAAAGUUCUCACCUUUGCACUUUCAGAAGAGGUACGUCCCCAGGACACUGUCUCUGUCAUUGGUGGAGUAGCUGGAGGCAGCAAGCAGGGCAGGAAAGCUGCUUGGAAAUUUGUAAGGGACAAUUGGGAGGAACUUUAUAACCGAUACCAAGGUGGAUUCUUGAUAUCCAGACUAAUAAAGCUAACAGUGGAUGGGUUUGCAAAUGAUAAAAUGGCUGCAGAAGUUAAGGCCUUCUUUGAGAGCCACCCUGCCCCCUCAGCCGAGCGCACGGUGCAGCAGUGCUGUGAGAACAUCCUGCUGAACGCCGCCUGGCUCAAGCGGGACGCAGACAACAUCCACCAAUACUUCCUGCAGCGCCAGCCCAACCCCUCCCCGGCCCCGGUGUGAAGCCUUCUCUGCAUGCCACCAACCAACCAAACCAACCACUGCUGGGGGGCCCGUCAGAGGGGGAGGAGAAAAGAAGGAGUGGAUUGCAGAAAUGCCAAGAAUUUGGGAGUCGU